Molecule: messenger RNA, 1065 nt
Organism: Pleurotus ostreatus (oyster mushroom)
Lineage: Eukaryota; Fungi; Basidiomycota; Agaricomycetes; Agaricales; Pleurotaceae
Exons: 7
Coding region: 1-1065 (354 amino acids)
Biological process (GO): protein phosphorylation
Molecular function (GO): ATP binding; protein kinase activity
Source: RefSeq, a predicted model, not a curated record
AUGACAGCGACAGAGGCUCCGGAUUCUGACGAAGGUGAGGAAGGAGGGAGGGAGAAUAACGGUCGCUCGUCAUUGCAGGAUCUUACAGAUCAUAUACAACGACAAGGGCAAUAUCCUGCGGCCGAAGGUGGUUUUGCUGAUAUAUGGUCAUGUCUCUUGAACAGUUCCCAGAGUCAAACAAUGGGGCAAGUUGUUGCUGUCAAAGUCCUUCGCAUGGCUCGUCUUGUCGACGACAAUGAGUUGAAGGGUCUCAAGGGAUCACAACGGGAAUUGGCGAUCUGGUACACAUUAUCCGAUCACCCACGAGUGUUACCCCUCCUUGGCUUUUCUCUAGACUUUGGUCGUUAUCCAUCCAUGGUAUGCCCAUGGAUGGAGAAUGGAACCCUGCAUAAUUAUCUCAACGGUGCAGGCAAGUCAUGGAGGCUAGCUGACCGAUAUCACAUCCUCCGCCAGAUUUGUUCAGGACUCGCUUACGUACACUCCCGCUCAAUAGUGCACGGCGAUUUGUCAUGUUCCAACAUCCUCAUUGAUGAUAAUGGGGAUGCACGUUUGAGCGACUUUGGUCUCUCCGCCUUUGUUCCCCUCGCCCAAGCCUCAUCACCUACAAGCAGUCCUGACGACAUCUUCUCCGUCAAGCCAGCUCUGAAGUUUGAGGUAUCCCUUGACGCUGAAACCACAGUGUCUCGCUCCGAAUCUUCGGAAAUAAAAGGAAAUCCUUGCUUCAUGGCUCCCGAACUCUAUCACCUCGGCAAUGAUAGUACUCACCGCAAAACAUUUUCCAGCGACAUAUAUGCUUUCGGCGGUGUUAUUCUUCAGACGCUGACUGGAACAAUGCCCCAUCACGAUCUCAGACAUCCUGCGCAGAUAGUGCAUCGCCUAGACCGCGGUGAACCCCCUUUUCAACGCGAAGACUCAAUGAUUCUCACAGAUGACCAAUGGAUGCUCCUGUGCGCGUGCUGGGAAACACAGCCGUUCAACCGACCCUCCUUAUUAGCGAUUAUGCAGAACCUGCAGAAUCCGGAGAUUAGAAACUAUGCCUCCAAGUUUCCCGUGCUACCUCAUUGA